ACUGGCACUGUUUACUGGCUGCUUGUUUCCUCAUCGCAAGCCAUUCUAAGAGCCUUGUGAGGAGGAUCUUUUCAAAUGUUAGGAGCUGAAACUGUAUCACGCUUGAGGCCUCAUUGCCAUCCAGGGAGAUGCAGAUUGGAUUGACAUCAGCAGUGCGAAAGGCAGAGGAAAGGUUUUCAUUUCAGAUUUGAGCUCAUCAUAGCUCCUUUGCUGCUGGCUCUCUCUCUCUCUCUCUCUCUCUCACUCACUCACUCACUCACUCUCUCUCUCUCUCCCUCUCCCUCUCUCUCGUCGGCGCCCGUGUUGAUUCCUAUGCAUUGAGAGAAAGAGAGAGCGAAGGCAAACAACAACAAAAAAGCACUGAACAAAUAAAACCAGAAGCAAUGGACUGAUCUAUGAACCCGAUUUGACAGUAUCAUGCCAUGGAGCGCUGUAUUCAGAACUGCGGGAAUGUGUGGACUUAGACAGGAACCUGCUGCCUAAAAGAGCCCCGUCUGUCCCAGAUAAGUGGAGCAUGCAUCAGAGCUACCAAGCGUUUCUUUCAUACUUCCUGCUGUGCGCUGAGAUGCGGUGGAGUUCUUGUUACAAGCGUGUCUGAAUCCUGCAUAGCUUGAUCGUCUGAACGAAUUACUCUUUCAAAAAAGAAAACAACAAUGUGCCGUGUUACUCCUCUCUGAGAGGCAAUAAAGUUCAUCAUGAAGAUCAUUAUUAUCAUCAAGACUGGACUUCUAUAACUAUUCGUUACUGUAAAAAAAAACUGUGGAAAUUGUCCAAACAUAAUAUAAUGGCUUCUUCAGUUUGGAAACUUCUGGCUUUCUGGUUGCUGGUUUUUGCAGUGGGUCAUUUAUGGCAUGUGGAGGGGUUUAGUCGUGCUGCUUUGCCAUUUGGUCUGGUCAGGAGAGAGCUGUCUUGUGAGGGUUAUCCCAUUGAUCUUCGUUGUCCGGGAAGUGAUGUCAUCAUGAUAGAGAGUGCUAACUAUGGCAGAACCGAUGAUAAGAUCUGCGAUGCUGAUCCUUUUCAGAUGGAAAAUAUCAACUGCUACCUCCCAGAUGCCUAUAAAAUUAUGUCACAAAGGUGCAAUAACCGAACGCAGUGUGUUGUGAUUACUGGGUCAGACGUGUUUCCUGACCCUUGUCCAGGAACAUAUAAAUAUCUAGAAGUCCAAUAUGAAUGCGUUCCCUACAUUUUUGUUUGCCCUGGAACUCUGAAAGCAAUUGGAGAAACUUCAUUUCUCUUUGAAGCAGAGCCACAAGCUGGUGCUUGGUGCAAAGACCCCCUACAGGCAGGGGAUAAGAUCUACUUCAUGCCCUGGACUCCAUACCGUACUGAUACUCUCAUAGAGUAUGCCUCUUUAGAUGACUUUCAGAAUGCACGACAAACAACAACGUACAAACUUCCUCACCGAGUGGAUGGCACAGGAUUUGUAGUAUACGAUGGUGCUGUUUUUUUCAAUAAAGAAAGAACCAGAAACAUAGUAAAGUUUGACCUGAGGACUAGAAUCAAAAGUGGAGAGGCAAUUAUAAACAAUGCUAAUUAUCAUGACACCUCGCCUUACAAAUGGGGUGGGAAAACUGAUAUUGACCUGGCAGUAGAUGAAAAUGGUUUAUGGGUCAUUUAUGCUACUGAGCAAAAUAAUGGAAUGAUAGUCAUUAGCCAACUGAAUCCCUACACCCUGCGUUUUGAGGCAACUUGGGAGACAAAUUAUGAUAAAAGAUCUGCGUCUAACGCAUUCAUGAUCUGUGGAGUUCUCUAUGUUGUUCGUUCCACGUAUGAAGACAAUGAAAGUGAAGUGAGCAAAAACCUUAUUGAUUACAUUUUCAAUACCAAACAAAGCAAAGGAGAUUUUGUGGAUAUUCCUUUUCCUAACCAGUACCAGUAUAUCACUGCAGUGGAUUACAACCCCCGAGACAAUCAGCUAUAUGUGUGGAACAGUAACUUCAUAUUAAGGUAUAACCUGGAAUUUGGACCUCCUGACCCAGCUCAAGUGCCAACCGCUGUAGUAACGACUGCUCCGCCAGCAGAGCUGUCCAAAACCACAGUUACCACCACAACAACCACAACCCAAAAAGGUUUAAUCAUGACAACAACCAGUGGGACUGUGAAAGAAGGAAGCAGAGGGCCUAAACCACCACCUGGAGUGUCAGCUACUAAAGCUCCCACAGCAACCAGUUUCUUUCCUUUACCUGAAAGGUUUUGUGAGAGCACUGAAAAAAGGGGCAUUUCUUGGCCCCAGACGCAAAGGGGGAUGAUAGUUGAGCGUCCAUGUCCUAAGGGAACACGAGGCACUGCCUCAUAUCUUUGUAUUCUCUCUACUGGAACGUGGAACCCCAGGGGCCCUGAUCUUAGCAACUGUACCUCACAUUGGGUAAAUCAAGUGGCACAAAAGAUCAGAAGCGGAGAAAAUGCUGCUAACCUUGCAAAUGAGUUGGCCAAGCAUACCAAAGGCCCCAUCUUUGCUGGAGAUGUGAGUUCAUCGGUGAGAUUAAUGGAGCAGCUUGUUGACAUUUUAGAUGCUCAGCUACAAGAACUGAAGCCCAGGGAAAAGGACUCUGCAAGCCGCAGUUUUGGCAAGCUUCAAAAACGAGACAAGACAUGCAGGGCAUACAUUAAGGCAAUUGUAGAUACAGUGGACAACUUAUUAAGACCCGAAGCCUUAAAAUCUUGGGAGGACAUGAACAGUACAGAACAAACCCAUGCAGCAACCAUGUUACUUGACACUCUAGAAGAAGGAGCUUUUGUUCUGGCAGACAAUAUUGCAGAGUCUUCUGUGGUAAAAGUUCCAGCUGAAAAUAUAAUUCUGGAUGUUUAUGUACUAAGCACAGAUGGCCAGGUGCAAGACCUGAAAUUUCCCCAGGCAAGUAAGGAAGGAGUUUCAUUCCAGCUAUCUGCCAACACUGUCAAGCUGAAUAGUCGAAAUGGUGUUGCAAAACUCGUAUUCAUUCUCUAUAAACGACUUGGCCAGUUCCUGAGCACGGAAAAUGCUACAAUUAAGUUUGGCAAUGAUGCAAAUGGCCGGAACCAUUCUGUGGCUGUCAACUCCCAUAUCGUUGCUGCUUCUAUAAAUAAAGAAUCAAGUCGUGUGUUCUUGACCGACCCUGUACUUUUUACUCUGGAACACAUUGAUUCUGAAAAGUAUUUCAAUUCAAAUUGUUCUUUCUGGAACUACUCGGAGAGGAGCAUGAUGGGACACUGGUCCACUCAAGGAUGCAGACUGGUGGAAGCCAAUAAAACUCACACAACCUGUGCUUGUAGUCACCUGACCAAUUUUGCUAUUCUCAUGGCCCAUAGGGAAGUUGAAGACAAAGAUGGAGUGCAUGAGUUACUUCUUGCUGUCAUCACUAGGGUGGGGAUUGUUGUUUCCCUUCUUUGCUUGGCAAUCUGCAUCUUCACAUUUUGUUUUUUCCGGGGCCUUCAAAGUGAUCGCAAUACCAUCCACAAAAAUCUCUGCAUUAAUCUCUUCAUUGCAGAGUUAAUUUUUCUAAUUGGCAUUGAUAUGACAGGACCAAGGAUUGGAUGCUCAAUAAUAGCUGGCAUUUUGCACUUCUUCUUUCUUGCUGCUUUUGCUUGGAUGUGUCUUGAGGGUGUUCAUUUAUAUCUCAUGUUAGUUGAAGUAUUUGAAAGUGAAUAUUCUCGGAAAAAGUACUAUUAUGUUUCGGGCUAUCUUGUCCCAGCUAUAGUAGUUGGUGUAUCUGCAGCAAUUGACUAUAAAAGCUAUGGAACAAAGAAAGCAUGCUGGCUGAGGGUAGACAACCACUUCAUUUGGAGUUUCAUAGGACCUGUGGCAUUUAUUAUUAUACUAAACCUUAUCUUCCUUGUUAUUACAAUGUAUAAAAUGGUGAGGCACUCGACUUCCUUGAAACCAGACUCCAGCAGGUUGGAAAACAUUAAUAAUUACCGUGUUUGUGAUGGGUACUAUAAUACGGAUUUACCAGGCUAUGAAGAUAAUAAGCCAUUUAUCAAAUCCUGGGUCCUUGGUGCUUUUUCCUUGCUUUGCCUUCUUGGAGUUACAUGGUCAUUUGGAUUGCUGUUUAUCAAUGAAUCAACAAUUGUAAUGGCUUACCUUUUCACAAUCUUCAAUGCUUUUCAAGGAAUGUUCAUCCUAAUAUUUCACUGUGUUCUGCAAAAAAAAGUCCGCAAAGAGUACAGCAAAUGUUUCAGACACUGUUGUCAAGGGUUGCCUGCAGACACCUCCCACAGUUCAUCUAAGGCAUCGACAGCAAGGACAACUGCUCGUUAUUCUUCUGGAACUCAGAGUCGAAUCAGGAGAAUGUGGAAUGAUACAGUAAGAAAACAGUCAGAAUCUUCAUUUAUUUCAGGUGACAUCAACAGCUCUUCAACCCUUAACCAAGGAAUGACGGGCAAUUACCUACUAACAAACCCUCUACUUCGACCUCAUGGCACUAACAACCCUUAUAAUACUUUACUUGCUGAAACGGUUGUAUGUAACACUCCUUCGGCUCCUGUGUUUAAUUCUCCAGUGACCUACAGAGAGACAAGACAUUCACUGAACAAUGCCAGGGAUACAAGUGCAAUGGAUACUCUACCGCUAAAUGGUAAUUUUAACAAUAGCUAUUCACUUCGUAAUGGGGACUACAGUGAUGGCGUGCAGGUUGUGGAUUGUGGACUGAGUCUUGAUGAUGCUGCAUUUGAAAAGAUGAUCAUUUCUGAGUUGGUACACAACAAUCUCCGAGGGUGCAACAAAAACCACAACAUUGAGAGGACUUCAACCAAAGUAGUUGUGGGCGGGAGCAGUAGUGAAGAUGAUGCCAUUGUGGCAGAUGUAUCAUCUUUGGUACAUAGCGACAACCCAGGACUAGAGCUACAUCACAAAGAGCUGGAGGCCCCACUAAUCCCCCAGAGGACUCACUCACUCCUCUACAAUCCUCCCAAGAAAGUAAAAACAGAAGGAACAGACAGCUAUGUUUCUCAGUUAACAGCAGAAAUCGAGGACAAUUUGCAGUCACCAAACAGGGACUCCCUUUAUACUAGUAUGCCUAACCUAAGAGACUCUCCAUAUCCAGAGAGCAGUCCAGAUGUAGAGGAAGAUCUCUCUCCCUCAAAAAGAAGUGAUAUCGAGGACAUUUACUACAAGAGCAUGCCUAAUCUGGGAGCUGGACAUCAGCUGCAGGCAUAUUAUCAAAUUAGUAGAGGCAAUAGUGAUGGGUAUAUUAUUCCUAUUAAUAAAGAAGGAUGCAUCCCUGAAGGAGAUGUGAGAGAAGGACAAAUGCAGUUGGUCACAAGUCUUUAAAUGUAUUUAAGUGACAAGAGGACUUCAGGCAGGUAUUAGAAAACUUGAAUGGACCUCAUGCUGGUUCCCUUAAACCUUUAUAAGAACAGAAAAAAAGUGUGACUUUUUCCCCAGAGGGAAUAGAGUGUGUGGAAUAUCUGCAUUUGUUUCCUUAAUUUUAUGAUAAACUUUGUAUAUAAUAUGCAGAAUAUAAAUGAAAAAAAAUCAAAGACAAACCAACAAUGUAUUUUAUUGUGCUGCUGAUGAGCAAUUUUCUCAAACAGUUCCGGCCAUUCCAGUUCAGCAGUUUUUCAGACGUGAAGUUGUACAACUGCAUCUUUCUUACAAAAGCCAGCUUUGUAUUAUAUACAAAUGCAGGCACUGCAGCCUGAUGUGGAUUUCUUAACUGACCAGAAAUUUCCCUGACAUGACUUUUAAUGAAUUAGAAGAAUUAUUGGUCCUGGAUCAUUUGAUGGUAGCAAGUCAUCUCUUUCAAGAUGAAGAUUGGAAACACACAACCACUAGCAAUUGAGCCCCUGGCCUUAUAUUUUCUCAAUUGUACAUUGAACUCUUCUCAAGAAUAAUGCUAAAGAAAAUAUAUUUUGUUGUAUUGCUAGUAAAAUGAAAAAAAUAAAAAAAAAACUACCAUAAAUACAAAAAAGUAAAACAUUUUAAAGUUUGAAAAGACUAUUGUGUAAAAGUUGCACAUAUGUUAUAAAAUGUGUUUAUUCUUCUUACACUUUUUUCAUUGUAGUACAUUUGGAAAAAAAAACAUUCACUUUUUCCACUUGUAAACAGUGUUUUUAUUACAUAUAAUUUAUGAUUUUUUUUCUUUUUUAAUUCUCAGUUUUAUAUUGCCAAAAAGUUAAAACAAUGAGGGCCCAGUUGACGCCAAUGUUUGAAAUUCUUGCACAAAUUUCGUGUAAAUUAGGUAAUCUUGUAAUAUCUUUUACUGUAAAAUACUUGACAAGAGUACAAUGGGCUGCACUAGGCACUUGAAAGCAAUUUGUUUUUUCUAUAUUUACAAGGUUUUUUUCUCUUUUUAUAGAGGAAAUGACAUUACCAUAUUUCUGCUUCUUUUGUUUUGCAAUUUAAUUUAUUCCCGGAUAAAUCUAACAAGAUGUGUAAAUUCGGCACUGGUAUGCUCAUUUCAUUAUUUUAUGUAAACCUGUUAUUAAAGCUCCCAUCACUAAUAGCUGAUGUAAAGUUUAACACUUGUUUGACAGUAAAUAAAUGUGAGAUUUCUUUUUCAAA
Erpetoichthys calabaricus (reedfish) is the source of this 6481-nucleotide messenger RNA. RefSeq names its product adhesion G protein-coupled receptor L2a (gene adgrl2a). Gene Ontology annotation, cellular component: neuron projection; membrane. The record is from RefSeq and is a predicted model, not a curated record. Gene Ontology annotation, molecular function: carbohydrate binding; G protein-coupled receptor activity. NCBI's taxonomy places the organism in Eukaryota, Metazoa, Chordata, Cladistia, Polypteriformes, Polypteridae. Bases 785 to 5248 code for a protein of 1487 amino acids. Gene Ontology annotation, biological process: brain development; cell surface receptor signaling pathway; adenylate cyclase-activating G protein-coupled receptor signaling pathway. The transcript is spliced from 25 exons.